AUGGCAACCCAUCACGGCGAACUUUCGAACUUAGAGGCACACCUGGUCGCAGCCAGCGGUGAAUUUGUCGGCACCUUUCUUUGGCUUUGGACUAGCUAUGCUGGCCACCUGAUGGCAAGGCAUCAAGCACCCGAAGAGGCGCCAGAAGGCGGGAUGCUUAAUACGACUCUCACUUCAACCGCUCUGGCAUAUGCGUUUCCAUUGCUUGCGAAUAUCUGGGCAUUCUACCGGAUCAGUGGCGGUCUUUUCAACCCCGCGAUCACACUCGGACUUGUGGCUGCAGGACAACUUCCUUGGGAUCGAGCGAUCUUUCUGUUCCCCGCGCAACUUCUAGCCGCUCUGGCAGCUGGUGGGCUGGUGCAGUGCAUGUUUCCCUGGGAUGUGGGCGAGACCAACACCAUUCUUGCCACAAACGUGUCCAUCUCACAAGGCGUCUUCAUUGAGAUGUUUCUGGCAUCUCAGUUGAUGUUUGUGGUGCUUAUGCUGGCCGCAGAAAAGCAGAAGGCAACAUAUCUAGCUCCAAUUGCUAUCGGAAUAGCAGUAUUUGGAAUCAUGAUAUGCGGUGGCUAUUAUACCGGAGCUUCUAUCAACCCAGCCCGCAGUCUUGGCUCGGCUGUUGCCGGCAGAAGUUUCCCAGGCUAUCACUGGAUUUACUGGGUUGGUCCUGCCAUGGGAGGUGUUCUUGGUGCAAUGUAUUAUCGCUUUGUUAAGUUCAUCCAUUAUGAGGAGGCGAACCCUGGGCAGGAUCACGAUGGCCAGUUGGAGAACAAAGGCCUCCCGGACGGUGCGACGCUACCUAGGGACAUGUAA
Messenger RNA from Colletotrichum siamense, 810 nucleotides. RefSeq names its product Aquaporin-1 (gene AQY1-1). Gene Ontology annotation, biological process: transmembrane transport. Gene Ontology annotation, cellular component: plasma membrane. Gene Ontology annotation, molecular function: water channel activity. NCBI's taxonomy places the organism in Eukaryota, Fungi, Ascomycota, Sordariomycetes, Glomerellales, Glomerellaceae. The transcript has 3 exons. The record is from RefSeq and is a predicted model, not a curated record. Bases 1 to 810 code for a protein of 269 amino acids.